Molecule: messenger RNA, 1041 nt
Organism: Fusarium pseudograminearum CS3096
Lineage: Eukaryota; Fungi; Ascomycota; Sordariomycetes; Hypocreales; Nectriaceae
Exons: 4
Coding region: 1-1041 (346 amino acids)
Cellular component (GO): cytoplasm
Molecular function (GO): glutathione transferase activity
Source: RefSeq, a predicted model, not a curated record
AUGGAAGCUCUAUGGAACCCACAACAGGCAAGCAAAGUCACUGACUGGGUCAAGCCCGGAGACACGUCUGGUGAAUUCAAGCGUCAGGUCAGUUCGUUUCGAGACUGGAUCUCUCGCGAUGCCAACGCAAAGUACCCUGCCGAGAAGGGUCGCUACCACCUCUAUGUGAGCUACGCAUGCCCAUGGGCUUGCCGCACCCUCAUCGCCCGUAAGCUCAAGGGUCUUGAGGAUUUCAUCUCGUACUCCGUCGUUCACUGGCACCUUGGUGAGGGCGGCUGGCGAUUCGUGUCCAAGGACGAGGGCGUUCCUGGUGAGAAUGUCGUGCCUGACCCCAUCAAGGGCCAUGAGAGCUUCACACACCUGAAGGAUGUGUACUUUGAGAGUGAGAAGAACUACGAUGGCAGAUACACGGUGCCAGUCCUCUACGAUAUGAAGACAAACCGAAUUGUGAGCAACGAGAGCAGCGAGAUCCUCCGCAUGCUGGGUACCGAGUUUGACGACCUUUUGGACGAGGAGCACAAGGCCAUCCAACUGUACCCCGAGAACAUGCAGAAGCAGAUUGAGGAGGCGCAUGAGUGGCAAUACGGCGGGAUCAACAACGGCGUGUACAAGUCUGGCUUUGCUACCACAAGCGAGGCUUACGAGCGCAACGUUGUGGCUCUCUUUGAGUCUCUAGACCGCGCCGAGAAGCAUCUCUCUGAGCAAAAGGAGGGCCCUUACUGGUUCGGAAACCAGUUGACCGAAGUUGAUAUCAGACUUUUCGUCACAAUCAUCCGUUUCGAUCCCGUCUAUGUGCAGCACUUCAAGUGUAACAUCCGUGACAUUCGAUCCGGCUACCCUGCCCUGAACCGCUGGAUGCGCAACUUGUACUGGAACCACCCUGCGUUCAAGGAUACCACGCAGUUUGAGCACAUCAAGUGGCACUACACAAGGAGCCACACCCAAAUUAACCCUCACUCGAUCACACCUGUUGGGCCGCUGCCUCAUAUUCUACCUCUUGAGGAGGAGGUUCCCGCUGUUGCAGCUGCUCAAAAGAACUAG